UAAUUUACCGCAACUUCAGACCUCCCCGCUUCACGUAGAGCCACCUGGCCUGUUCAGCCUUCACACGCCUGGCCGGACUGUGCGGCAAACUCAUCCUUUAUUCAUCGCCUUUCCUGUAAUGUUUCCUCGGAAACGCUUCAGAUACAACCAAACCACUACUCCUCCAGUUGCACCAGUAAUCGCCAUGCCUCAUUCUAAGAGUGACAUGGGCUCUGCCUUCAUCCAGACACAGCAGCUCAACGCUGCCAUGGCAGACACCUUCCUGGAACACAUGUGCCUGUUGGACAUCGACUCUGAGCCCACCACCGCACGGAACACCGGCAUCAUCUGCACCAUCGGGCCGGCCUCUCGAUCUGUGGACAUGCUGAAGGAGAUGAUCAAGUCUGGAAUGAACAUUGCUCGCUUGAACUUCUCCCACGGCACGCACGAGUACCAUGCACAAACCAUCAAAAAUGUGCGUGAGGCAUGCGAGAGCUUCGAGCCCGGCAGCAUCCAGUACAGACCCAUCGGCAUUGCCCUGGACACCAAGGGCCCAGAGAUCAGGACCGGCCUUAUCCAGGGAAGUGGCACAGCUGAGGUGGAGCUGAAGAAGGGCAAGAUGAUCAAGCUCACCCUGGAUGACUCUUACCAAGACAACUGCAGCGAAGACGUCCUCUGGCUCGACUACAAAAACAUUACCAAGGUGGUGGAAAUCGGCAGCAAGAUCUACAUUGACGAUGGACUCAUUUCUCUGCAGGUCAAGGAGAUUGGUUCCGAUUUCCUCAAUUGUGAGAUUGAGAAUGGCGGCACUCUGGGCAGUAAGAAGGGUGUGAACCUGCCGGGAGCCGCCGUGGACCUGCCUGCCGUCUCCGAUAAGGACAUCCAAGACUUGCAGUUCGGUGUGGAACAGGGAGUCGACAUGGUGUUUGCCUCCUUCAUCCGCAAAGCCGCAGACGUGCACGCCGUCCGGGCAGUGCUGGGAGAGAAGGGAAAGAACAUUAAGAUCAUCAGCAAGCUGGAGAACCACGAGGGUGUCCGCAGAUUCGACGAGAUCAUGGACGCCAGCGACGGCAUCAUGGUGGCCCGUGGCGAUCUGGGUAUCGAGAUCCCCACAGAGAAGGUCUUCCUCGCCCAGAAGAUGAUGAUCGGUCGCUGCAACAGGGCUGGCAAGCCCAUCACAUGUGCCACUCAGAUGUUGGAGAGCAUGAUCAAGAAGCCCCGACCCACUCGCGCCGAGGGCAGCGACGUAGCAAACGCCGUCCUGGAUGGAGCCGACUGCAUCAUGCUGAGUGGCGAGACUGCCAAGGGAGACUACCCUCUGGAGGCGGUGCGCACGCAGCACAUGAUAGCGCGAGAGGCCGAGGCGGCCACCUUCCACAGACAGCUGUUUGAGGAGCUGAGGAGAAGCACCCAGCUGACCCGGGAUCCGUCAGAGGCUGUAGCUGUGGGAGCCGUCGAGUCGUCCUUCAAAUGCUGCGCUAGCGCCAUCAUUGUUCUCACUAAGUCUGGGAGGUCCGCCCACCUGAUCUCCAGAUACAGGCCCCGCGCCCCCAUCCUCGCCGUGACCCGUAACACCCAGACGGCCCGCCAGGCCCACCUGUACCGCGGCAUCUUCCCGGUCCUCUACACCAAGCCCGCCAACGACGUGUGGGCCGAGGACGUCGACAUGCGCGUCAACUUCGCCAUGGAAAUGGGAAAGGUCAGAGGCUUCUUCAAAGAGGGCGACGUGGUCAUCAUCCUGACCGGCUGGCGCCCAGGCUCCGGUUUCACCAACACCAUGCGCGUGGUCCUGGUGGUCUAAGCGGCUCCGCUGCCUCCAUCUCCACCUCAUCUAUCUUUCAUAGCGCUCCGCAACACGGCUCUCCUCCCUCUCCAUCCAACACCCGGGCCAACAGACUCGACUCUUCAACAGUCAAGCACUUAGGAAAUUAUAGAAGUAGAGUUUAGUGUCCGUGGCCCAAACGCCGUGUCGGAUGGGAGUGGAGCCCUGUUCUGAACGAUUCCACGCCGCGUUUCCAUUCCUCUCACGUCAAGUCUCUUUAUUCAAACCAGUCUUCAGGGCCUCAGAUUGAUGCACCCUGGCCAGAAACUGCUGUAUUUAUUCACUCAGACACUGGUGUAAUUAAGUCUAUGAGUGAAUGCAUCCUGAUGCGUGUGUGUGUGUGUGUGUGCCUGUGCGUGUGCAUGCACGUACCGGUCUAAGUGGGCUUCAGCGGUGGGGCCGUCUGACCUUUAGCAGUGCCCCCAAGUACUGUAAGAGCCGACUGAUAGCACUCCUCUGCCGAUUGAACAAAAGUGGUGUCACCCAUAAUCAAAGGGCUCCUUCAAACAAGCGCAGCCUCGGCUCCACCGCUUCCCCCCCUCCACCCCACCCCACCCCACCCCGCAGUGCUGUUUGUUCUGAAUGUCCUCCUGUAUGCCAGCUUUCACUGUAUUCCAGUGUAUCUGUAAGCGUUACACUCCUACAGUACUCCAAUGUUACAUUUGAUAUACUUGACUUUUGUGAGUGGUGAACCUUUGUUUUGGACUCCCAGAACUGCUUCUAUUUUUUUUUUUUGUCUGACUAAAGAGAGAAAUGGAGUUUUGGAUGUCCACUUCCUGAGCUGUCCAAGCUAGUUACUCUUUGUGUUUAUUAGAGGCUUCUCGAAGCCUUGACAUUUUUUGCAUUGGGACCAUAUCCAAGCUGGCACUCCCGAAUCACUCGUGGUUCACCGAAGUCGACUUACUGAUAUGAUUGAGCACUUUUAGUUGUAUUUUUCUUUUUUCUUUCCAGUUGACUGGCAUCGCGUGUUUAAGUGGGUUCGUCUUUAUUUGUUGACAAUCUGUUGUAGCCGUCUCAUGUGUCUAACUUGCUUUCAAUUGUAAUGCUAGAGUGUAAGAACUAACUAAAUGUAAAGGAGUGUUGUAAUGUGUAGCUGGUGUUCUGAGUUGUCCUCAAAGACUGGAGUUCCAACAAUAAAAGAGAUGAGCACUUAUCUGAA
Molecule: messenger RNA, 2960 nt
Organism: Salarias fasciatus (jewelled blenny)
Lineage: Eukaryota; Metazoa; Chordata; Actinopteri; Blenniiformes; Blenniidae
Gene: pkma
Product: pyruvate kinase M1/2a
Exons: 11
Coding region: 119-1780 (553 amino acids)
Biological process (GO): glycolytic process
Molecular function (GO): magnesium ion binding; potassium ion binding; pyruvate kinase activity
Source: RefSeq, a predicted model, not a curated record